Coregonus sp. 'balchen' is the source of this 4784-nucleotide messenger RNA. Lineage: Eukaryota; Metazoa; Chordata; Actinopteri; Salmoniformes; Salmonidae. The record is from the annotation of a GenBank genome assembly.
CUGCCUGCGUCAUCACGUUUUCGUGCGUAGCUGCCUCCUGAAGCCUAGCAGAUCCAGCAAAAUAGAAGAUGGUAAGUCUGAAAAGACAGAAAAUAUAAGAUUUCUAGACUUAUUUGUGUUUCGUGAACUUUGCUUGUAUGUAGACGGAGGCACUAGUUUCCUUGUUAGCGUACAAUCUACCUCUAGAUCCCGGUAUAUAAAGCCUGUUGGUCUGCUAGCUAGCUCGAGAUGGAUAAACGAUCACAUGACAGCAGAAAAGGUUGAUCUGAAUAAGCAACGUACCUCAUAACACACUUUCCAUGUGUAUUCGGUUGUACUUUAAGUUUGUCAUUAUUUGUUCAUUUUUGCGAUCUGUGUGAUGAGAUUGAGCUUGCUCGAGUAGCUAGCUAACGGUAGUUCAUUUCCAUCUGAAAUUGUUAGCAAGCUACAGACACAGUAAGUAGCUAACUAGUCAGCAAUGCUAGGUAGCAGGUUGUUUAGCUACCACACCACGUCCUUUCUCAAGCUUUACACAUUGCAGCUAUCUACGUAUAUAAAUUCAGUAAUUAGAUUUUUUGUAUUUUAUGUAGAUUUAAACUUUAUGGACCUUUGUUGACAUUUUGUGUAAGUGCACCAAUCUAACGUUAGUGCUAGGUAGGGGCACUUCUUCAUCACUCACACUCUUUAGUUUUGAUAUAACCUGCAACCCACUAACAAUUAAGGCUAUUUACUAUUGUCACCUUGCUAACACUUCUUAUUUGUUUGGAAUGUUUCAUUACUUUAUUCAUCCACUUUAAAUUUAUAAUUUCAGUUUUAACUCUUUUUAUUACUUUCCAAUCUUUGACCAUGUUUCAUGUCAAUCUCUCUACACACAUCCUGCUUCCCACCCCUUACACCCACCACUCCCUGCCCACCCUCCCACCACUCCCUGCCCACCACUCCCUGCCCACCCUCCCACCACUCCCUGCCCACCACUCCCUGUCUCCAAUGAACCUCUGCGUUGUAUUCAGGCUGGUCACCGGGUAAGUGCACCGCUCUCUGUGUUGGACCUUGUCCUCUGCCUGUUCUACCUGUUCUGGAGGCUUGUUUUGCAGACUAAUGGGGGGUGCCUGUGAUAAUAAACACUCCACACCUCACUAUGCUCUGCAGGUUAGUCUUAUAAUGAUGCCCUAAUAGCAAAUGCAUCUUAAUUUACUGCAUUCAUCCACACUAACACACACAUAGAAUGCUGCCAUGCAUUCAGGUGAGGAUAUUGAGCAAUUCUAUGUUUUUUUAUCAGUAACCACGUUUCCAUCCACAGUUUUUAUGCAAGUAAAGUAGCAACUGUCAUCAAAAUUGUUAAAGGUUUUAAAACAAUUCUAAUAAAUGCAACAGAUGGACAAAUUAUAAAGAUACUACAAACGUUUAGAAUUUUUAAAAUCCAUCAGAUAUUGACAAUUAUAGCACACUACAGUUCUACUGGCACGGACAAAUAAUGAAUGGCGUUCAGAGGGAUUGUCAGAUUUCACUUUUUUUAUUCAUAGAAUGCACUCAAAUAUAAAUUGUUUAAUGGUAUUAGGUAAUAAAAAAAUGUUUUGUGUUAAAAUAAAGAAAAUUAGAUCUGCCUCAUUUGCAUAAAGACACUGGGUGUAUGUGCAUAUAUUAACAAAUUAACAAAGUAGUGGGACAGUGCUGAAACAUUUUACAUUUACAUUUUUAGUCAUUUAGCAGACACUCUUAUCCAGAGCGACUUACAGUUAGUGAGUGCAUAUAUUUUUCAUACUGGCCCCCCGUGGGAAUCGAACCCACAACCCUGGCGUUGCAAGCGCCAUGCUCUACCAACAAACAACUUGCUCUGUCUAGGCCUACCUGCACUCACCUGUGCUGUCUAGACUGCCUCAUUAAUUAAUUAAUGUUGUUGUCACGUUCUGUUGCAUAAUUCAACAAGUGUGUCAAUAGCAGGAUACCCUCGGAUUAAAAAUGAACACGCUUGGCUCUAGAUUACGCCUAUUUGUACUGAGUGUACAAAACAUUAAGUACACCUUCCUAAUAUUGAGUUGCUAAUAUAUAACUACAGGCGAAUAUAAUGAUAAAUCACCUUGUCCUAGAGAAAUGCACAUGGUUAUCAGAAUGUCAUGCCAGGGUAAGCCUACAUGAAACACAUCCCUUAUUUUGAGUGUUUCUAAAAUCCCCUAUGGGGAAAAAUGAAUAGUGGAAAAACGUUUGGAAGCAUUUCCCUGUUUGACCGCUAGGUUUUAUGGGUAUUAUGACUCCUACUGUGGUACUCUAUUAAAAAAUCACAACAGAUGCGAUGGAAACAGGAAGUUGCAGUACAAUUUUAUAAAUGCCGACAGAUAAUUUGUUCAUAUGACAUGGUGGGAACUUUUUGUGUCAGUAAAAUUAAUGAAUGCAAGAAAUGGUGUUGGAAUCCAUCAUAUCGAAGUAAACUUGGAGUCACGCGAUGAUAUGGUGUGGUCCUCCCACCACGACUUGGGAAACCAUGCAGUUUAUUAGGCUACAGAUUAAAAUAAAUGAUCAUGAACUUCACAGGGUGGUGAAAGUGCACAGUGAUGAGCUUGAUGCUCCUUAAUAAUAGCCUACAUAAUAAUGUCAUCAUGUAGGCUAUCCUACCCACACUGUAUCUGCGAGCUGUUGGCUAGAGCGCAUGUGCUAAAACCAGAGGAGGCACUUUUGCUAUUUAACACAACAGUUUUUGUGACAAAACAAUCUGUACAUUUUAUUCGGUACAUUAAAACUUUAGCGAAAAAGUGCAAUUUGUGUGCACUACGUCAUCACACUGAAUUUGAUCCGCAACAAAUCUGUUUGUUGGAAACACACCACUGGUGGAAAAAUUAGCAUUAUUUUCUUUAUGUGGAUUUUAGAAUAUUCGCGUGAAAAUCUGUCGCCAAUUGGAUGGAAACCUAGCUAGUAACCACGUUUCCAUUCAGUUUUUAUGUGUGUAAAGUCAUACUGUAUUUUUUUUUUAAAAUCACGACAGCUGUGAUGAAAACAGGACAUUUCGGUACAAUUUCAACAAUUGGAAUGAAACCUAGCUACAGUCUGUGAUCAUGGACUUUGGAUGCACUGACCCUUGUGACGUAGGAUUACUUUUCUGAUGUCUGAUUGUGGUGUGGAAAAUUCAAUAAACUUUUCUUGUUUGUCUGAAACAAGGCUUAUUUUGAUUAGUUGCGGGUCAGACAAACUGAUCUAUACGUGGGGAUAGCCUAAUUCUCCAGAAGUGGACAAGAAGCUUUAGUCCUUGACCAAAUUGGCAAAACACAAUCUUCUCUUCCAGUGCUAAUUACCAUAGAGUAUUGAUAUACUUAAGAGAACAUACAACUAUAGUAAAAUAAAAAUAAAUAAAAAAGUGAUCAUCCAACUCAACGACCAAUGUUGUGGUAUUUUUUACGAUGAAUUGAAAUUCAAUACAACAGACUUGUUGAAAAUGUGCAAGUCACAUGUUGAAUUUCAAUUAUUUUCCUGAGUUGAAUGAGCUGAAAUGGUAUAGACUCCCAACUUGAUGACACCCUCCUAAUUGACAGCCUACAUUUCGUAAGUAUGACUGAGCCCCCUCCUGUAACUGUUGCUAACAUAACUCUCCAUCCACUGUUUGAUGCCAGUUGGUCCUGGUGUUAGGUGACCUGCACAUCCCCCACCGAUGCAACACCCUACCAGCCAAGUUCAAGAAGCUGCUGGUGCCAGGCAAAAUCCAGCACAUCCUCUGUACAGGCAACCUUUGCACCAAGGAGAGCUAUGACUACCUGAAGACCCUGGCUGGGGAUGUACACAUCGUCAGGGGAGAUUUUGAUGAGGUUUUUAUAUCUGCUUCCCUUCUGCUUUAUUACAUGAUUCAUUAUCUUUAAACGUAUAGGUAAUCCUUUAAUGGGUUAGAACAGUGGAUGAACUGUAGUGUGUUUUCUGCCUUCUCUGCCCUACAGAACCUGAACUACCCUGAGCAGAAGGUGGUAACGGUGGGUCAGUUUAAGAUUGGCCUGAUCCAUGGGCACCAGGUGAUCCCCUGGGGGGACAUGGCAAGCCUGGCCCUGCUGCAGAGGCAGCUUGACGUCGACAUCCUCAUCUCUGGACACACGCACAAGUUUGAGGCCUUCGAAAACGAGAACAAGUUCUACAUCAACCCCGGCUCAGCAACUGGAGCCUACAACGCACUGGAAAGGUAAUGGCGACAUUUUUACAGAUUAAGCUGUUCACAUAUUUAUUGGGUCAUUUAGCAGGUGACUUGGUAAGUUGCUAACUGCUAGCAUUUUACUGAUAAGCAUUCCUCUCUUUUGUUUGGUUUCUCCUCAGCAACAUCAUCCCAUCCUUUGUAUUGAUGGACAUCCAAGCAUCCACAGUGGUGACGUACGUCUACCAGCUCAUCGGAGAUGAUGUCAAAGUGGAGAGGAUUGAGUACAAGAAAUCCUAAAACCAGGGCUGAAGUAGGGGUUUCUGUCAUUCACCAGGUGUAUCAUUUAAUUCCUUUCUACCUGCAGCUCCAACUACGUCACCACCAGUGCUUGACUUGGGCAGGAGCUCACCGGAGCUGAGUACCGGCACCUCAAAUGUUCUGCUACUUGAGCUCCUGUUCCUCUUAUAGAAUAUUAGCUCCAAAGUAUUGUGGAGCUACUGCACCUAAAUAUAAACAGUACCAGCACCCAAAAUGAGUACUGGAACCUAUUUCAGUCCAAGUCAAGCACUGGUCACCACAAUGCUAAUGCUGUACCAUAACUGUUUGCUCACAAGGAAAUGUAUAAUAUCGUUUAUAUUUCAUCAGCAUUUGCUUGUGUUCGACCCACCAUCUGGUGUCUGUAGAGAAUGCAAUAAGGUCA